Coffea arabica (coffee) is the source of this 536-nucleotide messenger RNA. The record is from RefSeq and is a predicted model, not a curated record. Lineage: Eukaryota; Viridiplantae; Streptophyta; Magnoliopsida; Gentianales; Rubiaceae.
UCAUCAAGCUUCUGGCAUUUGAUUCGUCGAUCGUCAGAAAAGUGGAUUCCAAUCUCAAGUCCUACAACCCCAACAAGCAGCUCAAAGAACAGUAAAGCCUCUAUGAAGAAAAAUGAUGAUGAAGUUGCUGGAAAUAAGAGCCUGAGGGCUGUUGUUGCUGUGAUGGUUGUAGAUUUCCUCAUCCUCCUUGUCCCAUUUUCUUUAUUUCUUACUGUUUUGUCUGAAUGGAUAUGUGUGAUUACAACUUUGCUGAUCUUGUUGCUGCUUAUCUCUUUUUCAGCUAGAAGAUUUAGAUCUUCUUUUCAGGAAAGUGGUGUCUUUUCUUUUAGGACAAAUAUCUCAUCUUACGUUGGUUGCUAUGGUGUAAUCGCUGCAGAUGCUUGCCACGUGCUUGUGUAUUUUGGCUGUUGACUACAAACUACCUCCCAGAAAAUAUGCUAAAACAGAGACCUACGGCACUGGUUCGAUCUUGGGGUGGGCUCAUCUGUUUUAGUCAAUUCCCUGGUUUCACAACAGGCACGAGGCAAUUCAAUAGU